UCUGUCAGUAUCUGCGCUUCAGUUCAGCUCAGUGGAGGAGCAGCAGCAGCUGAACUGGUCUAAAAGAGAGAAGUUUAUCCUCCGGUUCCUGCUGGAGAAACUGGUUUCUGGGCGGAGCGUGAGGGUGAUAUUCCCAGUCAUGAGGAGUGAAUGAGGGAACAGAGCGUUUAUAUCUGCGAGAGGAAGCAGCGCGAGAGCAUCAAUAUACAACUCAUCUCUCUGCACUGCUGAUAGAAAAAGUUUCGCUGUCAUCCAGACAAGCUGCGUCCAACAACACCUGGACACCCCAGUCCCAUCUGGAUCCAAUUAGCCGGUGUCAAGCCAGGCGUUGUGGGCCGAGUCCCCGGCCGCUGUGAUUGCUGUUUUUAUCCGUCCUGGCAGCUUGUUAUGUCAUGUCGGCUUUCCUCGUGCCACAGUCGCCGCUGACCGGAUCGGAUGUGACAGGGCUGAAAUAAGCAGAGCUGUCGUUUUCCCUCCUCAAGGACGAGCGCAGAGCCCAGACUGCUCUACUUGUGUCAGUGUGUGUGCAGAAUCCUUCUGGCCCACCUCCUCUCAUCCAGCGGUCUGGGACUCCAAUCUGGCUGACUUCUCCUUCCACCCGACCAUCCAGACAGUGUGUAAGUUCUGCCGCCGCGGCCUGUGGAGGAUGAGCGAUGUCUCCACGCUGGAUUACGAGCUGCUCUCUCCGGGGCCCCUGCUGGCCGGGCCCCCCAGCAGCCCCCCGCUGGCCGGGGACGCGGAGCAGCGGACGGCCUUCGCCUUCGUGGGGCUGUUGAUGCUGUUCCUGCUGUUCCUGCUGGUGCGCUGCUUUCGAAUCCUCCUGGAUCCCUACAGCCGCAUGCCCGCCUCCUCCUGGACCGACCACAAAGAGGGCCUAGAGAGGGGCCAGUUUGACUACGCGCUGGUGUGAAGCAUCGCACGGCGAUGGUGGAAGGCCCCGGAGCCUCCACACACCCUGCCUCUGCCUUAGCUCUCUCUGUGGCCGGCCCUGGCUGGAGUUUCCCUCCGCCUCGCCUCCUUCGUUUGGUCACUUAUACUGUAGUUACUCCUCAGGGCUACAGGGUUCCCCUUACAGCAGGGCUGCCCAAACCAUCAACCACAAACACAACACAUACUUUUGGCCAAACAGAGAAACAAGAGAAGGUAAACUAGAGAAGACUUUUUGGGUACAGUUUAAAGGUCCACUAGAAAAGCUUAAGGCAGUGUCUCUAAAUAUUGUUAGUUUAUUAAUAUAAAAACCUAAAAUUAACAGAUUUUGCUGGUAGAUUGGACUAGAAGCUGUUUUUUAAUGGUUAAGAUUGUUGAAAAACUGGUCAUCCAAGUGAGAACAUACUCUGUGCUGGACAGAUAGCUGGAUUAACUGGUUAACCAACAUAGCUUUUGACCAGCAUAGUGUAUGUUUUUACUUCAAUUUCCUUACUAGUUGACUAUUUUUUUGACUUCUUUAGUCACAAAAUUGUUAUAAUAGGUGUUUGCUUAGCUCAAGCUGGUUAAACUAGUUUACCAGCACAGGGUAUGGUUUUCUUUUUUGUUUGAGUGUGAUGGUUUAGCUGGUUUAGUUAAAAAAAUUCUGCUCAAAACCAGAUGUUGAUGUUGGCUGGUUUUAGGUGGUCAAGCUAGUCUUUGUAGGUUAAGGUGGUUUAAAACAUUUCAUCAUAUAUUCUUACCAGUUUAGGGUAGGUUUUUCAACCACCUUGACAAUAAAAGAAUAGCUUUAGACCAUGUAAAAGGUAAAAGCUACCACCCAGCUAACAGAGAACGUUUAGCAACAUUAAAAAAAAAAAAAAGCUUCCAGGAAGGUUAGUAGUAACGUUACAGAAAUAAUGCUCCAGUAACGUAAUAUAUUGGUUUGCAUCACAAGUUAUUAGAAUGUUUCUCACAUAACAAUCCCAGUUAGACAAAUACUAACAAUAUUGAAAUAUUAAAAAAGGAAUAGUGGUCGAAUGGUAUAGGCAUGAUGGUCAUCAAUCCUGAUCAUACUGGGUAAGGAGAGCAGGAGGGCACAGGUGACUAGAUUGAUCAGGGUGCUCAUGCUGGUAGACCAGCUAAACCAUCCAAAAACACUCAAAACCCUGAGCUAGUCAACCAGUUUAACCAGCUUAAGCCAUCAAACGCUGGUAGAUAAGCUCUAUAGGAUCAUUAAAGUAAGUAAGUGUGAGUGGAAUUUUUAACAGAUUGGAACAGAUGGAAUAUCUUUGGUCUUUUAUGUCAUCAUUUAAACCAAAUUUCCGCUAAUUUUCCACCAAUACAUUUGGGCAUCCCUGUUUUGAGUGUAAAAACUACCUUUAACUGCUCAAAGAUGCUGUAAAUUACUCUAUAUGACACUAAAUGUCACACAUUCACGCUCAGAGUGAUCACAGUGAUGUUCUACUGUCCUGAGACACGUCCUCUUAAAGGUCAAUUAGAAGUGCCCUCUUCGUUUAGGUCCUUUUUUAUUUUAACAUAAUUCUGCACUGCUAGCUGCUUCGCUACCCAUUGCUAGCAUUGACCACCCUCAAUUAGCUCUGUAUCUUCUUUAUUUUCCUUUUUGCCCAGUGAGGGUAUGCCUGUGCUAGUUUCUCAGUGUUUUACAUGAGCAGAAUCCCCUUUAAGAUGUCACAAGCAUCUUCCUUCUUCCCUCAUGCUAUUUUUUUUCGUUUUAGCAGGCUUCUGCCUCGUCCCGUAUGUGGUGUACCUGUAUAAUUAACAAGCCAUAUGUAUCUAUUUAUGUCUUGGACGUUGUUGCCGUGUCGUCUGGUCGUUAGCUGUAGCUUUUCUGCCAAGCCGUGUCGUGAAUUCUUCCUGUGUGAGUUUUAGAACCACUGAAAGUGCUUUAUUUUUGUAUUCCGACUCAGAUUUGGAGUCUCCUUUUGCUAAUAUUCUACAAUACUCUACUACUGUAAGACUGUAAGUGUCCGAUUCUCAGCUCAUAGUCUUCUCACAGGGCCCGGUUUGUGAAGAACAACAAAUGAAAUCUGCCCUAGAGGGAGGUCUUGGGGGGCUAAUGUUGCUUUGUGUGUGUUUUUGAGAUUUGUACUGUAAGUAGAUUGGAUAUUUUCCUAACUUUUUUUGUUUUGUUUUUGCUAAGCUGAGGUAAAUUCUGUGAAAUAAAACAGGGGUUUAUGCA
Astyanax mexicanus (Mexican tetra) is the source of this 3106-nucleotide messenger RNA. RefSeq names its product cortexin-1. NCBI's taxonomy places the organism in Eukaryota, Metazoa, Chordata, Actinopteri, Characiformes, Acestrorhamphidae. The transcript is spliced from 4 exons. The record is from RefSeq and is a predicted model, not a curated record. Bases 647 to 910 code for a protein of 87 amino acids.